Molecule: messenger RNA, 526 nt
Organism: Monopterus albus (swamp eel)
Lineage: Eukaryota; Metazoa; Chordata; Actinopteri; Synbranchiformes; Synbranchidae
Gene: coa4
Product: cytochrome c oxidase assembly factor 4 homolog
Exons: 4
Coding region: 197-526 (109 amino acids)
Biological process (GO): mitochondrial respiratory chain complex IV assembly
Cellular component (GO): mitochondrial intermembrane space
Source: RefSeq, a predicted model, not a curated record
UCGACGGAACUAUUUUACCGCUGCACUGUUUUCCUUGGCUCAUAUGUGUCGUCUCCCACGUACAAAGUUUAAUGUGUGGUUGGAUAACAGAAGUCCAGACUUACAGUACAUAGGCUAUGGAAAUUUAAUUUCCCAGUGAAAUAGGAUCGGGUGAGAACAACAGAGUACCUGAAUCAGCACUGUGCAGUGAAACAGAAUGGCGUCCCCUUCACCCCAUGACCGUAGCCGGAAAGAUGACGAAGAUGACCCUGUUGAACAGAUGAUCUCUCGCACUGGCUGUGCCGAGCUACAUUAUGCUGUGCAAGAGUGCAUGGCUGAACACCAGGACUGGCGAGCAUGCCAGAACCAGGUCCGGUCUUUCAAAGACUGCAUGAUAAAUUUCCAGAAUGCCCGGAAAGAACAGUUGAUGCUUCUUAUGGCCUUUCAUCAUCUUCAUCCACCCGACCAGCCCAGGAGUGACGCCAUCAUCCGCAGCCCGGCCCAUCAUCACUCCAUUGACUAUUUUUUUCCUGCUACCGCUGAUUGA